Molecule: messenger RNA, 990 nt
Organism: Cyanidioschyzon merolae strain 10D
Lineage: Eukaryota; Rhodophyta; Bangiophyceae; Cyanidiales; Cyanidiaceae
Product: retromer component VPS26
Exons: 1
Coding region: 1-990 (329 amino acids)
Biological process (GO): intracellular protein transport; retrograde transport, endosome to Golgi
Cellular component (GO): endosome; retromer complex
Source: RefSeq, a predicted model, not a curated record
AUGCGUGGGGGAACCGCGGACACCAGUGCGUAUGCAACGCUCGCGUCCGCGCGGGGAGUCUCGGCUCUAGAGGCGGCAACCAUGUCUUUGUUUCGUCACUUGCGGUACCGCUGGGCGUUGCAAAACCGCGUUGAUCUCCAGAUAUCGCUAGAUGAGGGAUCGUUCAGGUCCCGAGACCCCAAGAAUCGGGCUAUCUACACGACGGGCGAUCAAAUCACGGGCUGUGCGGUGGUGCGCUCUCGGGUAACGUUUCCGCUUCCGUGCACGCUCCUGACAGUGAAGCUGGUGGCGCUGGUCUCGGUUGGGUAUGGCAUUUCUCAACGUGACUGGGAGGUGUUUUCGCGCACACUGAGCUUUAAACCGGAGUCCGUGAAGCUGGAGCCUCACGCGGCCGUUUCUUUGCCGUUCGCUUUCCGGUGCGCAGAACUCGUCCACGACACCUACGAGAGCACACGAGUUCGCUGCGUAUAUCGAGUGGUGUUGAGUUUUCACGGAUAUUCCGGUCUAUCUUCACGGAGUACUGGUGUGGAAGUUGUAGUUCGAUUAUCGCAGCGAGCCCCCAGGUUCUUCCCCGCCAUUCACUUCAACGCGGGUCUCGAAGAUAUUCUGAACCUGGAGCUACAGUUAGAUCGCCGAGCGUAUUCCAUUGAGGACGUCAUCGUUGGCUCACUCACUUUCCUAGACAACCAUAUCGCCAUUCGCCGAGCGGAUAUCGAGAUACGGCGGCAGGAAAGCGGUUUCUCGUUGCCGAUGCAAUCUGUGCUCGUGGGGAGUUUUCAGGUACUCGCUGGCUCACCGAAACCAGCCUGCAAGCUACCGAUCCGCAUCUUCUUGAGACAAUUCGAUGACCUUACACCAACCUAUGAAGAUGUUUGUGGUCUCUUCUCUGUCCAUUAUAUGCUGCGUGUCGUCGUUACGGAUAUUGGAGAUAGGCGUUUCUGGAAAGAGCAACCGAUUGCAUUCUGGAGAGCGCCGCCCUGUAACGCUUAG